Messenger RNA from Candida tropicalis MYA-3404, 1506 nucleotides. RefSeq lists its product as uncharacterized. The record is from RefSeq and is a predicted model, not a curated record. Gene Ontology annotation, molecular function: oxidoreductase activity, acting on the aldehyde or oxo group of donors, NAD or NADP as acceptor. NCBI's taxonomy places the organism in Eukaryota, Fungi, Ascomycota, Pichiomycetes, Serinales, Debaryomycetaceae. The transcript has a single exon. The coding region runs from base 1 to 1506 and encodes 501 amino acids.
AUGUCAAUUCCAUUACUGUUCGACGUCACCUUACCUAACGGUGUCAAAUUUACACAACCAACAGGUUUAUUCAUCAAUAAUGAGUUUGUUCCAUCUAAAUCAGGCAAAACCUUGGAAUCAAUUAAUCCAUCAACUGGUGAAGUCAAUGGAGAAGUAUAUGCUGCUGAUGCUGAUGAUAUUGAUAUUGCCGUUGAAGCUGCUCAGAAAGCAUUUAAGACAUGGAAGAAAGUCAGUGGUGUUGAAAGAGGUGAAUAUUUAUUCAAACUUGCUAAACUUUUAGAAGAAAACCGUGAAUUACUCGGAGCAAUUGAAGCUUGGGAUUCCGGUAAAACUAGAAAUACUAAUGCUGUUUAUGAUAUUGAUGAAUGUGUUGGAGUCACUAAAUAUUAUGCUGGGUGGGCUGAUAAGAUUACUGGCCAAGUUAUUCAAAAUGAUCCAAAUAAACUUGCUUAUACUGUUCACGAACCUCUUGGUGUUUGUGGUCAAAUUGUUCCUUGGAACUAUCCAUUGGCAAUGGCAUUUUGGAAAAUUCCAGUUGCUGUUGCUGCAGGUAAUACUGUUGUUUUGAAAACCAGUGAAAUUACUCCAUUGAGUAUGUUGUUUGCUGCCACCUUGAUUAAAGAAGCUGGCUUCCCACCGGGUGUCAUCAACAUUGUAUCUGGUUUGGGUCCAGUUGCUGGUGCCGCCAUGGCUUCCCAUAAGAAGAUUGCCAAGAUCGCCUUUACUGGUUCUACCGCCACCGGUAAAGUCAUCCAAAAAUUGGCUGCUGAAAACUUGAAAGCUUGUACUUUGGAAUGUGGUGGUAAAUCACCAUUGAUUGUCAGAGGUGAUGCAGAUUUGGAACAAGCUGUCAAAUGGGGUGCUGUUGGUAUUAUGAGUAAUCAAGGACAAAUUUGUACUUCUACUUCUCGUAUCUAUGUUCAUGAAUCUGUUUACGACAAGUUUAUUGAAGAAUACGCUGCUCAUGUUAAAGAAGAAUAUAAACAAGGUGAUAUGUGGGAUGAUGAAGCUGUUGUUGGGCCCCAAGUUUCCAAAAUGCAAGAAGAGAAAAUUUUGGGUUAUAUCAAGAUUGGUAAAGAAGAAGGUGCACGUUGUGUGAUGGGUGGUGAAAAAAAUACUGAAGGAGAUUUGGCCAAGGGUUAUUAUAUCAAACCUACAGUUUUUGCUGACGUUACACCAGAAAUGAGAAUUGUCAAUGAAGAAAUCUUCGGCCCGGUUGUUGUCAUUGGUAAAUUUUCAACUGAUGAAGAAGCUAUUGAAUAUGCUAACCAAACUGAUUAUGGUUUAGGUGCAGCCAUCUUCACCAAUGACAUUACUGUUGCCCAUAACAUGGCUGCUGAUAUUGAAGCUGGUAUGGUCUGGAUCAACUCUUCCAAUGAUUCUGAUCUCCAUAUUCCAUUUGGUGGUGUUAAAAUGUCUGGUGUUGGUAGAGAAUUGGGUGAAUAUGGUUUAAAUAUGUACACCCAAGCAAAAGCUAUCCAUGUCAACCUCGGUAACAGAUUGUAG